Kalmanozyma brasiliensis GHG001 is the source of this 1830-nucleotide messenger RNA. RefSeq names its product Aminoacyl-tRNA synthetase, class II (D/K/N). Gene Ontology annotation, molecular function: lysine-tRNA ligase activity; ATP binding; tRNA binding. The record is from RefSeq and is a predicted model, not a curated record. Gene Ontology annotation, biological process: lysyl-tRNA aminoacylation. The transcript has a single exon. The coding region runs from base 1 to 1830 and encodes 609 amino acids. NCBI's taxonomy places the organism in Eukaryota, Fungi, Basidiomycota, Ustilaginomycetes, Ustilaginales. Gene Ontology annotation, cellular component: cytosol; cytoplasm.
AUGUCGUCCACAGACGCAACCAGCCAGCCCGCCGCCACCGGUGAGGCCGUCAACCUCGUCAAGGAUGAGGUCACCGGCGAGAUGAUCUCCAAGUCCGAGCUCAAGCGACGAAUGAAGCAGCGCGAGAAGGACGCCAAGAAGGCUUCCAAGGCUGCCGAGGCGCCCGCACAGAACGCUUCCGCCGGCGCUGCCAAGUCGGCGGCUGCCUCUGAGGAGGAGCUCAACCCCAACCAGUACUACGAGCGUCGAUUCCGCACCAUCGCCGGCUUGCGAGAGACCAAGAACCCAGACCCCUACCCGCACAAGUUCCACGUCUCGAUCUCGCUCUCCGAGUUCAUCGCCAAGUACGAGGGCAAGGUCGAGGCUGGCCAGCACCUCGACAACGAGGAGGUCAGCAUUGCCGGUCGUCUCCACAACAUGCGCUCGGCCGGUCAGAAGCUGCGAUUCUACGACCUCCACGGCGAGGGGGUCAAGGUGCAGAUCACCGCUCAGCUUCAGGACCACACCGACGGCGACUUCUUCGCUAUCCACGAUCUGCUCCGUCGUGGUGACAUUGUCGGUGUCACUGGUGUCCCCGGUAAGACCAAGAAGGGUGAGCUCUCGAUCUUCCCUCGCUCGAUCAAGCUGCUUUCGCCCAACCUCAAGAUGCUGCCCAAGGCGGCUCAGGGUGACAAGGGCGGCUUCACCGACACCGAGCAGCGUCACCGCAAGCGCUACCUCGAUCUCAUCAUGAACAACCACGUGCGCGACAUCUUUGUCAAGCGCGCCAAGAUCAUCAACUACGUUCGCCGUUUCCUCGACAACCUCGGUUUCCUCGAGGUCGAGACGCCCAUGAUGAACCAGAUUGCCGGUGGUGCCACCGCCAAGCCCUUCAUCACGCACCACAACGAUCUCAAGCUCGACCUUUUCAUGCGCAUCGCUCCCGAGCUGUUCCUCAAGGAGCUCGUCGUUGGCGGCUUGGACCGGGUGUACGAGAUCGGCCGUGUCUUCCGAAACGAGUCGAUCGACCAGACGCACAACCCCGAGUUCUCCAUCUGCGAGUUCUACAUGGCCUAUGCCGACAUGUACGAUCUGAUGGACAUUACCGAGUCGAUGAUCUCGGGUCUGGUCAAGGCUGUCACGGGGUCUUACAAGAUCAAGUACCACCCUGACGGUAAGGACGUCGAAGGAGGACGGGAGUACGAGAUUGACUUCUCCACGCCCUGGAAGCGAUUUGAUAUGAUCAAGGAGUUGGAGAAGCAGAUGAACGUGACGUUCCCUCCUGCGGACCAGCUGCACACCGAGGAGACCCGCAAGUGGCUCAGCGACCUGGCGGCUAAGCACAACGUCGACUGCUCCGAGCCGCGCACCUCUUCUCGACUCAUCGACAAGAUGACGGGUGAGUUUAUCGAGACGCAGUGCGUUAACCCGUCGUUCAUCGUGGGACACCCUCAGGUCAUGUCGCCUUUGGCCAAGCGUCAUCGUGACAUCCCUGGCUUGUGCGAGCGAUUCGAAGUCUUCGUUGCCACCAAGGAGAUCUGCAACGCCUACACCGAGUUGAACGACCCCUGGGUGCAGAGGGCCAACUUUGAGGAGCAGAGCAGGCAGAAGGACCAGGGCGAUGACGAGGCACAGGGGAUCGAUCAUGUCUUCAUCGACGCUUUGGAGCACGGUCUCCCCCCCACCGGUGGUUGGGGUCUGGGUAUUGACCGAUUGGUCAUGUUCCUCACGGACAGCAACUCGAUCAAGGAAGUCCUGGCUUUCCCGGCUAACAAGCCCCUGCCCACCGAUAACAAGGCCCAGCCAGUGCCCGCGCUCGAACCGGACGCCGUGCCCGAGACCAAGGCCUAG